Molecule: messenger RNA, 2468 nt
Organism: Pseudogymnoascus verrucosus
Lineage: Eukaryota; Fungi; Ascomycota; Leotiomycetes; Thelebolales; Thelebolaceae
Exons: 1
Coding region: 273-2078 (601 amino acids)
Biological process (GO): lipid metabolic process
Molecular function (GO): triacylglycerol lipase activity
Source: RefSeq, a predicted model, not a curated record
CUGUAAGAUGAUGGCAGCGCCCCGAGGAUGCCUCUACUCUCUCAGUAGGUCAUGGUAACUACAUACAUCGUCGUAUAUUUACCACUAUAUCCUCCCCAUUUCAUCUAGAGUGCUAGUUCUCAUCUUAUGUUGGCAACUCUCGUCCGAAGGCAAGACAGGAAACGCAAGGCACAAGCCACGAAGAUGAAUUUAUAGCCCGACGACGAAUAUACCGACGCACUUGCAGAUAUAGCCACGACCACGACUGAACGCUCGCCCGCCCAUGGGGCAUUAUGUUAUCUCUCGUCGACACUCCUACACCCCACGCUUCCGCAGCAACAUGGGUUGACUCCAUCGCCGCCACACCCCAGACCGCCAACACCUCCCGCUCCCGACGCAGCCUCCCCCAGCUCGCCCAGCUCGCCAAAACCUCCAACACAUACCUCACCUCGACCGUCCUCCACCUGCGGGAUGGCCUCACCUCCAACCAGCGGCUGGCAGCCCAGCACAGAGCCGAAAACAUCCACCUCGUAACCCAGCGGUUGCGCGACGCCACAAGGGUCGAAGAAUGGAGGGCUGCGGCGCUGGAGCUGGAUAUACUGGAAGGCAACGAGGCGUGGAAGACGGAUAAUGAGACUUCGGAGUUUGACGCCCCGCUGAUUCAGGCGCGGUUGGAUCUCUUGAAUGAGGCGCGGGCGAGUGGGGAUGUGAGGCGAAUGUUGUACCUUGUGCGGACGUCGCUGUCGCGCGGGUUGGGGGGGAUGGGGAAUGUGGAGUUAUACCAGCAUUCGCAUGUGGGAACAAAGGAUCUGAUCGAGAGCUAUAUUGAUGCGACGAUCGAGACGAUACAGAGGCUGGCUAGGACGGAAGACAAGGCGCUGCCACCGGGGCUGGAUACUAAAGAUCUAAUGGAGCAAGUUGUGCUUGCGCGGCAGGCGUUUGGCAGGAGUGCGUUGCUGCUCAGUGGCGGGGCGACGCUCGGGAUGUACCAUAUUGGCGUUCUCAAGGCGUUGUUUGAGGAGAAGCUGCUCCCGCGUAUCAUCUCUGGGGCAUCGGCGGGCUCCAUAGUCUGCUCGGUCCUGUGCACACGUACUGACGAAGAGAUUCCCGACGUGCUGCGCGGAUUUCCUCACGGGAACCUUGCCGUCUUCGAAGAGCAUGACCGCGAAGAAGGCGCCUUGGAACAUAUCGCGCGCCUCCUCACCGACGGAGCCUGGAUAGACAUCAAGCACCUCACCAAAGUGAUGCAAGAGCUCCUCGGCGACAUGACCUUCCAGGAAGCCUACAAUCGCACGCGCCGCAUCCUCAACAUCUGCGUCUCGCCCUCCUCGAUCUACGAGCUCCCCCGCCUCCUAAACUACAUCACCAGCCCUAACGUGCUCAUCUGGUCCGCCGUCGCCGCCUCCUGCUCCGUCCCCUUCGUCUUCUCCUCCGCGCACAUCCUCGCCAAGAAUCCCGCCACCGGCGAGCACUCACCCUGGAACCCUACACCGCUGCGCUGGAUCGAUGGAAGCGUCGAUAAUGACCUCCCAAUGACUAGCCUCGCGGAGAUGUUUAAUGUAAACCACUUCAUCGUCUCGCAGGUCAACCCGCACAUCGUGCCCUUCCUCUCCUCCUCCGCCCCCAGCCUCUCGCAACCCUCCGCAUUCAAGCUUAACUCCCACCUCGCGCCCCUCCUCGCUCCUCUCACCCGCCUCGCCAAGUCAGAAGCCCUGCACCGUCUCCACGUCCUGGCGCAGCUGGGCGUGCUGCCGAAUAUCUGCAAUAAGGCGCGCAACAUGCUGUCUCAGAAGUACUCUGGCGAUAUCACCAUCCUGCCGAGGGUGGAGUAUCGUGAUUUCGUGGCGAUAUUGAAAAAUCCCACGCCGGGGUUUAUGGUUAGGGCGUGUGAGGCGGGGGAGAGGGCCACGUGGCCGCUGCUGGGGAGGGUGAGGAAUCAUUGUAGUGUGGAGUUGGAGCUGGAUCGGGCGGUGGCGGAGUUGAGGGCUAGGGCGGUGUUUGGGAGGGUGGAGGGGGAGGGGGGAGCGCAUGGGCAUGGGUAUGGGGGGAGGAAAGGAGGGAGGCCGGUGGUGGAUAGAACGUGUACUAGUGUUACGUGAGGGUUUAGAUGAUAUAUAGAUUUUGUAGAUAAAGACGUUUUGAACAUUUUCCCAAGAUUCCGAGGGCUCCGCGGAUGCUUUGGGUUUCUAUGUGGUGACCAGCUGUUAACUGAGCAGUCGUGUGUGCAGCUAGUCAUACAGAAUGUCAAAUGUUCACCGAACAGAAGACCUAUCACCGAGAACACAUAUCCGGCCAUCAACGCUCUUCUUCUCCAUUACGGAAAUAUGAGUACAGAACACUAACCGGGGCAAUCGUCUAUGUUCCCGCGACCAGACAAUGAAUGUCCACGUCGCUGGGGUUACUUGGUUACGCCUGGUUACAAGUCCCAGAACGGCAUUAUAGAAUGCCAGAGAACACAAAGUUGGUAGGACAGAACAACAGAAAUCCAG